AUUUGUCUUCGACAUGGCCGACGAGCUAGCAAAUUUCAUAACCCUCGCUUCACCCGUGAUCGACGGUAAAGCCAAAGAUCUUCAAGCCUUGAGCUUGAAGAUUUGGGAAAAACCAGAGCUUGGCUACGAAGAACAUUUUGCCCAUGGUAUUCUGUGCGACUUUUUUGAGGAACAAGGUUUCGAGGUAACAAGGAGUUACACUUUGCCAACAGCUUAUCGGGCGGUGUUUGGAGCUGAGAACGAAGGUCCGACGGUUGCCGUGCUUUCUGAAUACGAUGCAUUACCUGGGGUCGGACAUGGAUGUGGGCAUAAUCUCAUAGCCAUAGCGGGGGUAGGGGCAGCACUGGGGAUAAAAGCAGCUAUCGAGGGUGGACUCAACGCUAAGCUUAUUGCCAUGGGAACCCCUGCUGAGGAAGGAGGUGGUGGAAAAGUGCAGAUGGUUAGUAGCGGUUGUUUCAAAGAUGUAGAUUUUUCCAUCAUGGUACAUCCUGCACCUUUUAAUAUGGCAUUCUACGUGAGCCAAGCUCUUGAGAAAGCUGAAAUUGUCUACAAAGGGAAGGCAGCUCAUGCAGCAGCCUUCCCAUGGGAAGGACGCAAUGCUCUUGAUGCUGCAGUCAUGGCGUACAACUCUAUAAGCCUGCUCAGGCAACAGAUGAAACCAACAUGGCGAGUACAUGGCAUUAUAAGUGAGGGAGGAGUUAAGCCUAAUAUCAUCCCAGAGCAAACUAAGCUUGAAUUCUGGGUGCGAACUGUGAAGAAUAAAGAAUGUGCAGUCCUCAAAUCUAAGGUGAAUGCUUGCUUUGAAGCAGCUGCAAAAGCAACUGAUUGCACGGUAGAGAUAACAUGGGAUCCCAUUCCUCAUGCAGGAGUGCUCACCAACAGCAAGCUGGCCUAUUUGUAUCAAAAGUAUGCUGGGCAAAUGGGUGUGGUCUUUCCAUCAAGAGAAGAACAAGAAAGUAUUGUGGAUGGAUCAACAGAUUUUGGAAAUGUGUCCAUGGUAGUUCCUGGUCUGCAUGCUCAGUUCUGUAUUGACAGCUCAGUGCCAUUUCAUUCCCAUGUCUUCCGAGCUGCUGCAGGCACACAGUACGCUCAUGAUCAAACUAUUAUUGCUGCCAAAUCUCUUUGUUUUACUGCAAUUGAGGUGUUGCAUGAUCCAUCACUACUGAAAGAAAUGAAAGAUGAAUUUUUACAAGCAGUCAAAGAUGCUUAGAUCACAUUCUAUUUUCAAUUAGCUAC
Messenger RNA from Pocillopora damicornis (cauliflower coral), 1236 nucleotides. RefSeq names its product xaa-Arg dipeptidase. NCBI's taxonomy places the organism in Eukaryota, Metazoa, Cnidaria, Anthozoa, Scleractinia, Pocilloporidae. Gene Ontology annotation, molecular function: dipeptidase activity. The record is from RefSeq and is a predicted model, not a curated record.